Messenger RNA from Haemonchus placei, 852 nucleotides. Lineage: Eukaryota; Metazoa; Nematoda; Chromadorea; Rhabditida; Trichostrongylidae. The record is from the annotation of a GenBank genome assembly.
AUGAAGAUAUGCUCCUUGUGUGGUGGGCGUGGAGAAGAACAUUCGUUCGUUCGAGCACAGUCGCGCACGAGUCUAAUUAUUCUACUGAGCGUGCUCUUGGAGCAAUGCUCAGUAGAAUUGGCUCGUGCGCGGACCGUGCUCAAGGAAUGCCCGGCUCGGCGCAAGCGCAUAUGCGCUGAACAUUAUGGCAGAGCCGUGGCAUUCCUCGAUCGGCGGGCUGCACGUCUUAGAAACGUCCUUAUAGUUCUACAAGACCACUGGCUUGCACUUGAUCGAGGUGGCCAACCAAAACUCACUGGACGAGCCAGCAGUGGAAGGAGAAUCAGAUAGUCAGCGCAGGUGAAUGCUGAAAGGCACAACAUGUGGGUAAAAGUAGCGCAUCUUACUAACGAGAAAUACGCUGACUUGCUCAAUCCAUUGGGUGUUGAGCAGACGAAGAAACUAUUCUGUAACUGCAAGCGACGCCGUCGCUUGCGUUUAGGAAAAAGUGAAGAUUCGCCACUGGCAUCGCUAUCGGGAACUUCCGUUUCGGUAUCACCCGAUGGGAACACCGUAGAUCCCAACAUGUCGACAGAUGCUAUGCCUUCGCUGGACAGUUAUCUGACAUCUAAUGAAACUUCUCCACAUCCAAGCCUCCAAAGUUUGGUUCACGAUCUGGAUCUCACUGUAGAAAUAAAAGAAUUGCGUCGUCAGAUGGCCGAACGCGAUGCUGAAGUGGCUCGGCUAAAACGGAAAAUUGUGGAGCAAGCCAAUGAUUACAAAAUACGAAUCAAUUCGAUCGCUGACAUCCUGAAGAAUGGAACCGACAGAAAAGUCUUCGAAGAUAUUCGUACCUAUUUGAAUGUGUCGUAA